Manacus vitellinus (golden-collared manakin) is the source of this 882-nucleotide messenger RNA. RefSeq names its product cyclin O (gene CCNO). Gene Ontology annotation, molecular function: cyclin-dependent protein serine/threonine kinase regulator activity. Gene Ontology annotation, biological process: regulation of cyclin-dependent protein serine/threonine kinase activity; mitotic cell cycle phase transition. Gene Ontology annotation, cellular component: cytoplasm; cyclin-dependent protein kinase holoenzyme complex; nucleus. NCBI's taxonomy places the organism in Eukaryota, Metazoa, Chordata, Aves, Passeriformes, Pipridae. The record is from RefSeq and is a predicted model, not a curated record.
CACGGCGGCGGCGCCCGGAGACGGCGGCGGGGGCCGUGGGGGGACAGCUCGCAGGAGCUGCAGGCUUUCCGUGACUAUGGAGAGAGCUGGUACCGCUCCCACAAGGCUGAGAGCCGCUUCCAGCCGCAGGAGCCGCUGGCCCGGCAGCCGCAGUGGGGGCAGCGGGGCCGGAGGCGGGGAGUGACGGCGGAAGCGCGCUGCAAGCUGGUCAGCUGGCUCAUCCCCGUGCACCGGCACUUCGGGCUCUCCUUCGAGGCCCUCUGCCUGGCCGUCAACAUCCUCGACCGCUUCCUCGCCACCACCCCCGUGGCCGCCGAUUGCUUCCAGCUCCUAGGGGUAACGGCGCUGCUCAUCGCCUCCAAGCAGGUGGAGGUGCACCCUCCCAGCGUGAAGGAGCUCCUCGCCCUUUGCUGCGGCGCCUUUACCCGCCAGCAGCUCCGCAACUUGGAGUGCAUCGUCUUGCACCGCCUGGGCUUCGACCUGGCGGCGCCUACCGUCAGCUUCUUCCUGGAGCACUUCAGCCAGGUGGCGGCUAGAGGCGCGGGGGGCCGACGCGCGGAGGCGGCGGACGCCCGGAGCCUGGCGGGAAGCGUCGCGGAGCUCAGCCUGGCCGACUACGCCUUCACCAAAUACGCGCCGUCCCUGCUGGCCGCCGGCAGCCUGGCUGGCGGACCGCUGCUGCGACACCGCAGCCCUCUGGACCUGCGAGUCAGCGGCUACUCGGAGGAGACCCUGCGGGACUGCAUGGACCAGUUACAGCUCCUAGUGUCUCUGAACGGGCGGUCCCUGCCGCUCCUCCUGCCCCCGGAGGUGGCCCAGAAGUGCCACUGGCUGGGGCGUGACGGCUGAGGGCGAGUGGCGGCCGCGCCAGCCCUCGUAACU